AUGUUUAAACCAAAAAUGAUAGAAAAUGAAAAAGAUUUUUUUUGUACUAAAGGACACAAACUACCAGUUGUUACAAUUGCACUUGAUCCUAAAUUAUCGAGAGAUGAGCGACUCUUAUGCACAGAAUGUUUAGAGAAUACAUGCAUGGAUGGCAAAAUGGUUGGAUUAAGGAAGAUGAUAUAAAUAGUUGAAGAGAACUAAAUAAAGUAGAUGGAAAAAGUUGAAAAUAUAAUAAUGGAUUAGAUAAAAUAAGUUGAAUAACUACAUAGUAUUGUUGAUCAGAUGAAAUCAUUUGUUCUCCAAUAAUUAAAUGAAUUGAUUACUAUAUUGAUUGGAUGGAUUCAGAAUCUAUAAAAAAAAGGAUAAUAAUAGUCCGAAUAUAGUCUUUAAGAGGAAAUAGAAAAAAUGGUUUUGUAAAGAAAUAAUACUUAUACCACUUUACAACCAUAAAUUAGUGAAAUUUAAAAAACAAAUUUCUGCUGGAUAUCAAAAUUACAUCCUAAACUAGAAUAAUUUAAUUAAUUUGCAGAAUAUAAGAGGUGCAAAGAUAUAUUGACAAACAUAGGAUUGGAAUCUUAACACAUUACAAAUGAAUAAUAAUAAAUUAAUGUGCAAAAAGAAAAUGAAGAAUUACAAUAAUUAAUUGCUGAAUUAAAUAUUUAACAUCCAUAAGCUGAAUAAUCUGCUUGUUCAGACAAUCUUUAAUCAUUUAGUUAUGACAUUAUUUAAGAAUUUUCAAUUCAAAAAAUAGAAUAAUGCUAUGCAAUUGCUAUUAAUAAGGAUUGUUCAACCUUAUUGGUUGGAUGCUUAUCUCAAAUUAAAGUAUUUGAAUUCAACUAAGGAAAUAUCAAAUAAAUUUAAACCUUAAAUGAGCACAAACAAUAUGUUACUACUUUAAACUUCAUGAAAAAAUCAAAAUAGUUUAUAUCUGGAAGUCGUGAUAAAUCUAUUAUAAUAUGGAGAUGCGAUGAAAAUAAUUUAUGGACUUUAUAAUAGAGAUUAAAUGGACAUAGCUUUUGGAUCUUAUGUUUAGUAUUAAAUACAAAUGAAGAUUUAAUUAUUUCAGGAAGCAAUGACCCAAGUAUUAAAUUUUGGAUUAAUAAAAAUGAAUGGGUGUGUCAAUAAACAAUAACAGAUCAUUCCAGUUCCAUAUAUGGAUUAAGUUUGAAUUAAUAAUAAAAUAGAGUGAUAUCUUGUGGUUAUGAUAAACUGAUUUUAAUAAUGGAGCAAUAAGAAUAGAAUAAAGAUUGGAUUGUAAUAUAAAAGAUUAAAGUUGAGGAGUUUGGACAUCGAAUAUGCUUUAUUGAUGAUAAUAUUUUCGCAUUCUCACAAUAUGAUAUUGAAUAACUGACUUUGUUUGAGAUGAAUCCUAUAAAUAAAUAGUUUAACAAAACUCGAGAUAUUUCUAUAAAAUGUGGAUUAGAAGAUGAAUGUUUUUUUCCUUAACAAUAUAUUAAUUCUAAGUAGAUUUUACUGAGUAAGAAUGGUGAAUAUGUCAAUUUAAUAAAGAAAAAGUAAAAUGAAGAUUUUCUAACUGAAUACUCCAUUCCUUUUCGAACAUUUUGUCUUUUUGGUGUGAUGAGUGAUGAUGGUGAAUAUUUGAUCACUUGGGAUAAAAAUUCAAACUCAAUAUAAAUUAGGAAAUAUAAAGAAUUAUGA
Paramecium octaurelia is the source of this 1659-nucleotide messenger RNA. The record is from the annotation of a GenBank genome assembly. Lineage: Eukaryota; Ciliophora; Oligohymenophorea; Peniculida; Parameciidae.